AUGUCUUUCCUUCAUAAUCAUUCUUGCGAGUGCGUUAAGUCAGAAUUGGAUUUGUUUGCACUACCGUCUACACAAACUAGCAUUGAAAAUGGAUUGUGGAUUCAUUAUAAACCAAUUUCAUCUCUUGGUGAUGAUGGACCUAUCGAGUUUCAAGUUCCUGGGACCGGCGAUGACUACAUAGAUUUGUCUCAUACAUUACUCCACAUAAAGGCAAAAGUAUUAAAUCAAGAUUCAACUAACUUGGUAUCUACUACAAUAGUAGCACCUGUAAAUAAUUGGCUGCAUUCACUUUUUAGUCAACUUGAUGUUUAUUUAAACCAAAAACUUGUAUCACCACCUAAUAAUACCUAUGCAUAUCGAGCAUACAUGGAAACCCUUUUAAACUAUGCCCCUGCUGCUAAACAAUCUCAUCUUACUUGUAGUCUUUGGUAUGAGGAUACAGCAGGAAAAAUGGAUUCUACAGAUGGUAAAAACAUAGGAUUUGUUAAAAGACAGGAAUUGAUUAGUGAAAGUAAGGAAAUAGAAAUGAUUGGUCAUCUUCACGGUGACAUUUUUAACCAAGAUAAAUUUUUAAUUAAUGGUGUUGAAAUGAGUGUUAAAUUGGUUCGAUCAAGAGAGAGUUUUAAUUUAAUUGUUGGGUCGAACGAUGUAAAGUUUAAAGUUUGUAUUACGGACGCAACUCUUAUUGUUCGACGAGCACGAAUUAAUCCAAGUGUAUUACUCGCACAUCAAAAAGUUUUAGCUUCUACCACUGCUAAAUAUCCUAUUACUCGAGCUGAAGUAAAAGUUUUAACAAUUCCUUCGGGUGUUCAAGGAAAAACUCUUGAUAAUAUAUUUUUAGGACAGGUACCGAAAAGAUGUAUAAUUGGAUUUGUGAACAAUUCUGCAUUUAAUGGUUCCCUUACUAAAAAUCCAUUUAACUUUGAAAACUAUGGUAUUAAUUCUUUCAGCUUAUAUAUUGAUGGUCAACAAAUGCCUUCAAAAGCUUUGCAACCAUCUUUUAAUAAUAGCAUAUUUACAUCAGCAUAUCAUACUCUAUUCUCGGGAACUGGUAUUCACUUUCUUAAUGAAGGAAAUGGAAUCUCUUGUGAACAGUAUGGCAAAGGUUACUGUCUAUUAGCAUUUGACUUAACUCCUGAUUUAUCAGCUAACUCAUCAACUCAUUGGAAUCUCAUAAAGCAUGGUAGUGUAAGAAUAGAAGUACGAUUUGAAUCCUCAUUAAUACAAACAAUUAACUGUAUAGUUUAUGCUGAGUUUGAUAAUAUUAUUGAGAUAGAUAAAAACAGAAAUGUUACUGUAGACUAUAGUAGUUAA
This is a messenger RNA of Parnassius mnemosyne (clouded apollo), 1314 nucleotides long. The record is from the annotation of a GenBank genome assembly. Lineage: Eukaryota; Metazoa; Arthropoda; Insecta; Lepidoptera; Papilionidae.